Messenger RNA from Hylaeus volcanicus, 1480 nucleotides. Its product is annotated as transmembrane emp24 domain-containing protein-like. Gene Ontology annotation, biological process: intracellular protein transport; endoplasmic reticulum to Golgi vesicle-mediated transport; Golgi organization. Gene Ontology annotation, cellular component: Golgi apparatus; endoplasmic reticulum-Golgi intermediate compartment; COPII-coated ER to Golgi transport vesicle. Bases 252 to 872 code for a protein of 206 amino acids. The record is from RefSeq and is a predicted model, not a curated record. Lineage: Eukaryota; Metazoa; Arthropoda; Insecta; Hymenoptera; Colletidae. The transcript has 3 exons.
GGAACGUGCUACUAAUAAUUGAAUUAUCGUCGUUAUUUAAACUCGAUAUAAACAUUGUGCUUAUGUAUAAAUAUGAUCCGCGAAACAUCUACUAAAAUGAAAAUUAUGUUGUACGUACGUCGUCUAUGUAUAUUAUUAAUUCCACGACGGUAUGUCUACGUGGCGCUGUGGUAGCAACAUGCCGCUGUGAAGUGGCAGAAAAAGAAACAGCAUAUGUCGUUUUUAAUUGGUUCACAGUGUAAUUUGAUAAAAUGAGGUGGUUUAUUUUGUGUUUAUUCCUGCUUGUUUCGAUUACAAACGCAAGUUGUUAUUUAAUCACCGUCGAUGCACACGCCGAAGAAUGUUUCUUCGACAGAGUAGAAGCGGGCACGAAAAUGGGUCUCACAUUUGAAAUAGCGGAGGGUGGAUUCUUAGAUAUAGAUGUAAAAAUAAUUGGCCCAGAUAAAAAGAUAAUCUAUCAGGGUGAUCAAGAAAGUAGCGGUAAAUAUAUAUUUGCUGCACAUGUUCCUGGUGUUUAUACGUAUUGCUUUGGUAAUCAGAAAAGCAGUAUGACGCCGAAAGUUGUCAUGUUCAGUAUGGACAUUGGUGACAAUCCUAAAACAGUUGAACAAACUUCGGAUGGAAAGAACGGCGAUAACUCGAAUCAUAGUAAAAUAGAUGAUAUGAUUAAAGAAUUAAGUACGAGUUUGUGGGGAGUGAAAAGCGAGCAAGAAUACAUGCAGGUUCGCGAUCGAAUUCAUAGAGAUAUCAACGAAAGUACCAAUUUCCUUGUAGUUACGUGGGCUUUCUUUGAAGCUAUGGUUUUGGUUUGUAUGACAAUAGGACAAAUUUUCUAUUUAAAACGUUUCUUUGAAGUCAGAAGAGUUAUCUAAUUUAAAGCAUGUUACAAUAAAUUCAUACACUCAUUGUACAUUCUCUCUUUCUCUCUCUUUUUUUUUUUAUUUGUUACAUAGAAUUACAGACUUGAAACUUUUUGUAUUCAUUUUCCUCUUCGAUCUGCCGCGUUAAACGUUUUAAAUACGAACAUAUAACGAAUGUCAUUAGCGGUAAGGUUAACAUUGCUUACAUUAUUAGGUUUUCUAAAAAUAACAUAAUGUACAUUUAAGGUUAAGAUUUACUUAAAGAAAAAAAAAGUUAUUGAAACGAAUAGAACGUCUUUUUGUAAUAAUAGAUGUUAAAAAUUCAAUUUACAUGAAACGUAAAAUUUAUAGCAUGUAAAAUGAAACUAUCCUUAUACUGGUUGUCAAUGCGCAGAGUUAUUGUUCUUAUUACAAAAACAAAUAUUUAUAGACAAACUGUAUUAAAAUUUCUAAUCAUUUUCAUAUUUAAAGAGGAACGGAGUAAUUUAUGUGUUAAUUGGGUAAGCAAAUAUCAAAAUAAUUUAAUGGACACAGCUAUAAUGUUUGUAAUAAUAUCGUUUAUAUGAUUGUACAGUGUAAUAUGAUGUAAUAAAAAUCGACAGAAAUUAAAUGUUUUAUAA